ACCGUUCAGGUAGAAACGUUCAUUUUGUGAGUUGCUCCUUGGUAGUAAUUGCCAUUUUGUUCAUUCCAGCAUUGGCUUCGUUGUUGGCUUUUAUUUUUUUUAGUUUGAAAAUGGUGAAAGAACAUACACAAAUUGUGCACGAAUCAAGUGCAAAAAAUCAAUAUUUUGCUGCAUUUGUUGUGAAUUUGCUGAUUAUCGGAUUCGGAGUCACAUUGGGUUGGUCGGGUCCGAACCUUGUUGUUUUAAAAUCAAAUAAAUCACCAUUACUAACUGGGAAAGUAACAGAAGACGAAGGAUCGUGGAUUGCUUCUCUACUUUGUUUCGGUUGUUUGAUUGGUAACGUCUUUUUCGGCUAUGUUACAAGCAAAUUUGGACGCAAAACUCCAUUGACAAUGAUGACGGUUCCAAUUAUUAUAAGUUGGUUACUCAUUUUAUUUGCUCAAAACGUAAUUUAUCUAUACGUAUCGCGGAUAUUGAAUGGUUUUGUAGGUGGAGGUCUUUUCGUCAUUGUGCCAGCUUUUUUAUCCGAAAUCGCAAUUGAUCGCAUUAGAGGACUUUUAGGUGCCACACUGGCCGUAAGCUGUAACGUAGGCAUUUUACUCGAAUUUAUCUUUGGAUAUUAUUUCAAUUUCUAUGCGCCACCAAAAUUUGUAAUCGCAUUAACCACCGUGUGUGGCGUUCUACUUUACUUUCUUCCUGAGUCACCAUCCUUCCUCAUUGAGCAGAACAAAUCUUCUGAGGCCGAAGAAUCAAUUCGGUUUUAUCAAAAUUUAAAAGGAAAAGACAACAACUAUGAACUGCUACAAACUGAAAUGAAUCGUUUGAAAAAUACGGUCGGUGUUGAUGACAUGAAAAAGAGCAACGAACAUUUAAUGAAAUGGUCGGAUUUAUGGUCGGGACCAGGCAAAAAAGCAAUGAUGAUUGGAAUAUUUUUCGUGCUAUUAAAUCAAUGCUGUGGCUGCGUUGCGAUGACUUAUUAUACAACUGAUAUUUUCAGGGAAUCUGGAUCGUCUUUGGAUGAAAAUAUCUGUACAAUUAUUGUUGGUGUGAUACAGCUCAUUGGAGCAUAUAUAGCAACAUUUUUAGUUGAUCGAGCUGGACGGAAGUUUUUGUACGUUGUCUCAACUGUUGGCAUCACUUUGGGUUUGACCACUUUUGGUAUAUUCAUGAUGUUAAAAACAAAUGGCUACGAUGUUGAAAUCUUCAACUGGAUUCCAAUUGCCAGCUUCUCAUUCGUAAUUUUCAUCGCUUCGUGGGCCGUUCUUAGCUUGCCGUUCUUGGUCAUCGCUGAAAUCAUGCCGGAAAAAUUAAAGAACUUUGGCCCAUCAUUUUGCAUGAUCAUUUUGUGGUCGUUGAAUUUUGUUAUUGUAAAAUACAUGCCACUUCUAAAGGCAACACUUGGAAUGCACGGAAUGAUGUUCUUAUUUGCUGGAUAUUCUAUAGUUAGCGCCGUUUUGAUCGUUUUAUUCAUGCCCGAGACAAAGGGAAGGAGCUAUGAUGAGAUCAUGAAAUUACUGGAAUAAGACUUAAAUAACUAAUUCAUAUAUAUUAAGAUAAAGUAAGAUUAGUUUUUUUUUACGAAUCUUGAGUAAAUGUGAUUGUAUUAAAAAUAUGUAUACAAGAUAAUCUUUAAAAGAACAAAAUGUCUGAAAUCAAUUAGAAAAUCUUAUCUAGUAAUAUAAUCGUAUUUAGUAUUAUGAUGA
Molecule: messenger RNA, 1703 nt
Organism: Contarinia nasturtii (swede midge)
Lineage: Eukaryota; Metazoa; Arthropoda; Insecta; Diptera; Cecidomyiidae
Product: facilitated trehalose transporter Tret1-like
Exons: 12
Coding region: 111-1523 (470 amino acids)
Biological process (GO): transmembrane transport
Cellular component (GO): membrane
Molecular function (GO): transmembrane transporter activity
Source: RefSeq, a predicted model, not a curated record